This is a messenger RNA of Anopheles cruzii, 500 nucleotides long. RefSeq names its product adenosine 5'-monophosphoramidase HINT1 (gene HINT1). Gene Ontology annotation, biological process: purine ribonucleotide catabolic process. Gene Ontology annotation, molecular function: hydrolase activity. Lineage: Eukaryota; Metazoa; Arthropoda; Insecta; Diptera; Culicidae. Gene Ontology annotation, cellular component: cytoplasm; nucleus. The coding region runs from base 41 to 424 and encodes 127 amino acids. The record is from RefSeq and is a predicted model, not a curated record. The transcript is spliced from 2 exons.
GGCAAAUCGAGAUCGGUGUUUUUUUUGCCAUCGCAAUAAAAUGUCGGACGAAGUGGAAAAAGCUCAGGCCGCGGAUGCUGCUGCCGACGAUACGAUCUUUGGCAAGAUCCUGCGCAAAGAAAUACCCUGCAAAUUCAUCUAUGAAGACGACAAGUGUGUUGCAUUUCACGAUGUAAAUCCUCAGGCACCGGUGCACUUUCUAGUGAUUCCUCGGAAGCCUAUUUCGCAGCUGUCGAAGGCCGCGGAAGAAGAUGAGGCGCUACUUGGCCAUUUGAUGCUAGUCGGCCGGAAAGUAGCUUCCGAGCAGGGACUUGAGGAAGGGUUCCGCGUAGUGAUCAACGAUGGCAAGAACGGAGCGCAAUCGGUUUACCAUCUUCAUCUACAUUUCCUUGGCGGAAGACAGAUGAAGUGGCCCCCUGGCUAAUCAGCCCUGUCCGGGCCAUGUAUACCUUUGAAAUCUUAUCGGAUGCAAAAUAAAGCUUCACUCUGCAAUCGCCAGA